Vidua chalybeata is the source of this 1895-nucleotide messenger RNA. RefSeq names its product GATA binding protein 3 (gene GATA3). The coding region runs from base 447 to 1781 and encodes 444 amino acids. Gene Ontology annotation, biological process: immune system development; regulation of epithelial cell differentiation; negative regulation of transcription by RNA polymerase II. Gene Ontology annotation, molecular function: zinc ion binding; RNA polymerase II cis-regulatory region sequence-specific DNA binding; DNA-binding transcription factor activity, RNA polymerase II-specific. Gene Ontology annotation, cellular component: nucleus. The record is from RefSeq and is a predicted model, not a curated record. The transcript has 6 exons. Lineage: Eukaryota; Metazoa; Chordata; Aves; Passeriformes; Viduidae.
AAGUAGGGAAAAAAAUAGUGCGAGCGAGCACAAUCUGAUCUGAUCAAGCACUUUCAGCUUCAUCCCUCCUGGGUCACAUACUGCUUCUCCACCAAGGUGAUCAAAGAAGAGAAACAUCUGCAACAGAGCGGAAGAAACGAGGGGAUCUCGCUUCGUAGAGAAAUUUUUCCCCCGAGAUUUUUUUGUUUUCCCUUUUUUCCUCCCUUUUUAUUUCAUUAUUUCCCCCUUUUUUUUAUUUUUUUUUUGGAAUCGAUCGUUUAUCACCAUACCCCCAACUCCCUCCACUUUAAACCAAACCUAACCUGAAACAUCCCCAAACUCGCCGAGCACUUUUCCCCGCCCUGCAUAACUCCGGCAGCGUCUCCCGCUCCGAUCUCAAGCCCUCCGCGCCUUGCUGAGGAGGAGGAGGAGGAGGAAGAGCAGCGGCGGAGCAGCGAGCGCGGAAGAUGGAGGUCUCCACGGACCAGCCGCGGUGGGUGAGCCACCACCACCCGGCCGUGCUCAAUGGGCAGCACCCGGACUCGCAUCACCCCUCGCUUGGCCAUACCUACAUGGACCCCACGCAGUAUCCUCUCGCCGAGGAAGUGGAUGUACUUUUUAAUAUCGACGGACAAGGCAACCCCGUCCCGCCGUAUUACGGCAACUCCGUGAGAGCCACGGUGCAGAGAUACCCCACGGCCCACCACGGGAGCCAGGUGUGCCGCCCCCCGCUGCUGCACGGCUCGCUGCCCUGGCUGGACGGGAGCAAGGCGCUGAGCAGCCAUCACAGCGCUUCCCCCUGGAACCUCAGCCCCUUCUCCAAGACCUCCAUCCAUCACAGCUCACCGGGACCCCUUUCCGUCUACCCACCCGCCUCCUCUUCCACUUUAUCCGCCGGCCACUCCAGCCCGCACCUUUUCACCUUCCCGCCGACCCCUCCUAAAGAUGUGUCCCCGGAUCCGUCCAUCUCCACCCCUGGCUCCACCGGCUCCACCCGGCAGGACGAGAAGGAAUGCAUCAAAUACCAGGUGUCCCUGGCCGAUACCAUGAAGCUGGAGUCCUCUCACUCUCGGAGCAGCAUGGCCUCUUUAGGAGGAGCCACCUCCUCCGCUCAUCAUCCCAUCACUACCUACCCACCGUAUGUCCCAGAAUAUGGCUCUGGACUUUUUCCCCCCAGUAGCCUCUUAGGAGGAUCGCCAACCGGGUUUGGGUGUAAAUCGCGACCAAAAGCACGGUCAAGCACAGAAGGCAGGGAGUGUGUAAAUUGUGGGGCUACCUCAACCCCUCUGUGGAGAAGAGACGGCACUGGGCACUAUUUGUGUAACGCCUGUGGACUCUACCACAAAAUGAACGGGCAGAACCGGCCCCUGAUCAAACCCAAGAGAAGACUGUCUGCAGCCAGGAGGGCGGGCACGUCCUGUGCAAACUGUCAGACCACCACUACCACCCUGUGGAGGAGAAAUGCCAACGGCGAUCCCGUCUGUAAUGCCUGUGGGCUCUACUACAAGCUGCACAAUAUUAACAGACCCCUGACUAUGAAGAAAGAAGGAAUUCAGACCAGAAACCGAAAGAUGUCUAGCAAAUCCAAAAAGUGCAAAAAGGUCCAUGACAACCUUGAAGACUUUCCCAAGAGCAGCUCCUUUAACCCCGCCGCCCUCUCCAGACACAUGUCCUCCAUCAGCCACAUUUCACCUUUCAGUCACUCCAGCCACAUGCUGACCACACCGACACCGAUGCAUCCUCCAUCCAGCCUCUCCUUCGGACCUCACCACCCCUCCAGUAUGGUCACUGCCAUGGGUUAGCAAGAGACUCCCCUGCUGAAUGCUUACGGUCUCAAAAUGAGAUUUACUUUAUAUACUACUUGCAUUUUUGCAGGCGUGUGGUUAUGGGUCUGACGUCCCGAAUCAAAUGGGAGA